Messenger RNA from Hydractinia symbiolongicarpus, 1547 nucleotides. RefSeq lists its product as uncharacterized. NCBI's taxonomy places the organism in Eukaryota, Metazoa, Cnidaria, Hydrozoa, Anthoathecata, Hydractiniidae. The record is from RefSeq and is a predicted model, not a curated record. The transcript is spliced from 2 exons. The coding region runs from base 414 to 1199 and encodes 261 amino acids.
AUAACAUACAUAGACGCAGGAGAUUAGUGCGCAAGGUUGGUGAGUGUUAUGGACGUUGUGAUAAGGAGAUCAGGAAUUAAAGAGAUUCAAGGGAUAUUAAAUGAUAAAGACUUUCCAGUUGCCAAAACAGCUAAUAAAUGGGAUACGGAAAGUCAUAGAUGUUAUUCACAGUACAGGAAUGUCAUUAAAUGUAUUGCAAAUAUUAAUCUCUCUUCGAAUAGAUUUUUUUUUUUAGUUUUUAUAAUUUUUUGUUAGCUAACAGAUGUUUUCUUGUUAAUCCCACAGUUUUAAUUAUUUAUACUCAAUACAGUUAUAUUGAAGAACAUUAUUAUUAUAACCACGUGAUAUGAAUGGUGUUAUAAAAUAAGUGAAAGAUUAUAUUUAUUUCAAGAGAAAGGUUUAUAGAAAAAAGGAUGUUUUUGUUUAGAAGCAGAUCAAGUAACUCGGAAAACAACAACAUGCCGUGUAAAGAUUUUUCACCCGAAGAUAUCGUUUGUAUAUGUUCCGAAAUAGCCCGAUCGGAUAACAUCCAAGUACAGGAUGCACGAAAAAAGAGUUUCUUUCGACGUUCAAGCAGUGAACUGGAUGUUCCAUCUUUGGAACGAAAAUCAUCAAUUGCUCGUAAACUGAGCUUAGUAAAUGGAAUUCCAACUUGCGAUGCCUCAUCGAAAACACGUAUUCCCGAGUCGCCAACCAUCGAUAAGUUCACUCGAAAAUUUAGCGUUGACUCCAAUCUAGAUAAACCAGAUAAAACAAAUAAGAGAAAAGAAACUAUUCCUGGACUUCGUGGACGGGAUGUUGUCGCCGUUGCCAUAUUAGUCGAUGAUAAAGGAUUGCCUAUAAAGACAUACACUGAAAACCAAGACAUUCCUGGCGAAGAAAUCGAAGCAGCGAAUCAUAUCUUCAUGUCACGCGUACCAGUGCAGAGAAAUCAUGCGCAAAGUGAUAAAAGCAACAAGAACAACAGCACUAGUAAUGCAAAUAUCCAAGCAUUAACAAAUGUCUUGACAAAUUUAGAUAAUAAUAAACAACAGAAGAUGAUGAAAAAACUUGAUAAAACUUUGGCUAAACUUCACACGACAGAUUUAACGACUGCCCUGUCGUUUUUGAAAGUAGACAGAUAUGCUGACGUGAGAAGGGAGAUAAAGGCUGAAUUGCUGUUGUUUGUUACCAAGGAUUUAAAGAUGGUAGUACUUUAAAGAUGGUAGUACUUUAAAUGUUGGAAGUUCUAAAAGUUAAUUCAGUCAAUAAGUUGCAGCAAAAAGUCAGACAAUACCUAAUAGAAAUUACCAACUCUAUUGGCGGAAACUUCCUAUCACUGUGGUAGAAAUAUUGGUGAAAGUUUCUUGUAUCUAUCGCCUUAAACGUUCCAAAGCUACGAGAUAAAAGAGAUCGAAUAUAGAUUGGCAUCCCUAACAGAGGUACAGAGACAUAACAGUGCAUUUAUAUAAAAUGAGAGAAACUGUUUAUUUUUUUACUAUCGCAAAAUUAGUGGAAUAACACAUAAGUUGUAAUGUAUAGCGAAAUAAAAGCGCACAGUCCUUUUC